Messenger RNA from Lampris incognitus (smalleye Pacific opah), 2348 nucleotides. It is a transcript of the gene taf6, whose product is annotated as TAF6 RNA polymerase II, TATA box binding protein (TBP)-associated factor. Gene Ontology annotation, cellular component: transcription factor TFIID complex; SAGA complex; SLIK (SAGA-like) complex. Bases 175 to 2091 code for a protein of 638 amino acids. The record is from RefSeq and is a predicted model, not a curated record. Gene Ontology annotation, biological process: RNA polymerase II preinitiation complex assembly; transcription initiation at RNA polymerase II promoter. NCBI's taxonomy places the organism in Eukaryota, Metazoa, Chordata, Actinopteri, Lampriformes, Lampridae. The transcript is spliced from 15 exons. Gene Ontology annotation, molecular function: transcription coactivator activity; protein heterodimerization activity; RNA polymerase II general transcription initiation factor activity.
AGGGAGGUUGGAGCUGCAGUCAAUUAAGUAGUUAUUUCAAGAAAUGGAUAAAGAUCGUGCUAUGCUACCUGGGCCGAAUAAUUUUCGAUGUAGAAAAUAAUACUUGGUUUGUUUUAGGUAUUAUAAAUUCUUGACUUCGUAAAGGAUAUAACGGUAGAACAAGUUUACACAGUCAUGGCAGAGGAGCGACGGCAAAAGCAGUGCUCCGUGGUUCUGCCCACAGAAUCUAUGAAGGCGAUGGCAGAGUCUGUGGGAGUGGGGCAGCUGCAGGAGGAGAGCUGUGUAGCCCUUAGUGAAGAGGUUAGCUACAGAAUAAAGGAAAUUGCUCAGGAUGCUCUGAAGUUCAUGCACCAUGGGAAGAGACGUAAAUUAACUACAAGUGACAUAGAUAAUGCUCUUAAGCUAAAAAAUGUAGAGCCCCUGUAUGGGUUCCAGUCACAGGAGUUCAUCCCCUUUCGCUUUGCGAGUGGGGGUGGGCGGGAGCUUCAUUUCUAUGAAGAGAAAGAAGUGGACCUUAGUGACAUCAUUAACACGCCCCUCCCCAGAGUUCCCCUAGAUGUUUCUCUUAAAGCCCAUUGGUUAAGUAUUGAGGGUGUACAACCUUCUAUACCUGAAAAUCCACCACCAGCUCCAAAAGAGCAACAGAAGGCUGAAUCCACAGAGCCCCUCAAAGUUGUAAAGCCUGGUCAAGAGGAGGAUGGUGCCAUCAAGGGUAAGAGUCAGGGGGCAGCAUCUGCAGAUGGCAAAGGAAAGGAGAAGGGUCUGAUGAGAAUGAAGCCCCGCAGCACUCAUGAACUUUCAGUUGAACAACAGCUGUACUACAAGGAAAUCACAGAGGCUUGUGUUGGCUCUUGUGAAGCUAAGAGAGCUGAAGCUUUACAGAGUAUUGCUACAGACCCUGGAUUGUACCAGAUGCUUCCUAGAUUCAGUACUUUUAUUUCAGAGGGGGUGCGAGUAAAUGUGGUGCAAAACAACCUGGCUCUGUUGAUUUACCUCAUGCGGAUGGUCAAAGCUCUAAUGGACAACCCGACCCUCUACUUGGAGAAAUACUUGCAUGAGCUGAUCCCGGCUGUGGUGACAUGCAUUGUAAGCAAGCAGCUGUGCUUGCGGCCAGACGUUGACAACCACUGGGCAUUGCGGGACUUUGCUGCUCGCCUCAUGGCCCAGAGUUGUAAAACCUUCAGCACUACAACCAACAACAUUCAGUCACGCAUCACCAAGACCUUUACUAAGAGCUGGCUAGAUGACAAAACUCAGUGGACGACGCGUUACGGCUGCAUAGCUGGGCUGUCUGAACUAGGAGCUGACGUGAUAAAGACACUGAUCCUUCCUCGUCUUAAUGUAGAGGGUGCUCGCAUCAGAGGCGUGAUGGAGGGACCGGUGGUCUCCAAUAUUGAUAAGAUAGGAGCUGACCAUGUUCAGAGCCUCUUACUGAAACAUUGUGCCAGCGUUAUAGCCAAGACUCGGCCGUUACCUGACAAUGUAGAGCAGUAUCGAACUGACUACGGUUACCUCGGACCCAUGCUUUGUUCUCAUGUAGUGAAGGCCAGGACCCAGGCAGCACUGCAAGCUCAGCAAGUCAACAGAACCACAUUAACAAUCACACAGCCUCGUCCCACUCUUACAGUCUCACAGAGUGGGCUAAGUGGUUCUGGUGGGCCGCGUACUCCCGGCAUUAUUAAGGUUCCCGGCCCCCUCACCCUAAUGUCCCCUCGUCCAGGUACUCCAUCACAGCCCUCUCCCCCAGCAACAAAAUACAUCGUCAUGGCAACCAGUGCAGGAGCUGCUUCGACCCAGCAGGUCAUCACCCUCAGCUCUUCCCAGUCAGCCUCCCCAGUAACAAGCACUGUUCCCAGUGCAACUUCCACCUUGCAACCCCUGGUAAAAUUGGAGUCAGGAGGGGGCCCAGGGUUGACGAGUUCACGGCCUCUGCAGAAGUACAUAGUGGUGUCGCUGCCCUCGUCUGCCUCUUCCAAUCUGGAGACCAAGAGCUCCGUGCUUCCGACUUCCAUUUCCUCAACUUCAUUAGAAGCGGGGAUGAAGAUGGAACGCUCUGAAUCUCCUGGAGUGAGCACACAAUCCCCGCACUGAGACUGCAGUCUCGCAGAUUUUGGAGAUGCACCUGGCUAGUGCAGCAUGGACAUACUAAAGGAAGCUUGAGGGUUUGAACUCCAUGGACUUGUCCAAAGGGGAAUCAUACGAACAUGAGUGGUUAAGAACAGAUGCUACUAUAAAUUGUAAAUAUUUUGGUGCUCACUGAAAUCUGAGGAGGUCAAUCUGUGGCAUUUUGAAUGGUUCAGCUUAUACACUUGAUUUCCUUUCUUUUUUUACUCUAAAAUAAAUCAGAU